Juglans microcarpa x Juglans regia is the source of this 872-nucleotide messenger RNA. Its product is annotated as signal recognition particle 14 kDa protein-like. The transcript is spliced from 4 exons. Gene Ontology annotation, biological process: SRP-dependent cotranslational protein targeting to membrane. Gene Ontology annotation, molecular function: endoplasmic reticulum signal sequence receptor activity; 7S RNA binding. The coding region runs from base 253 to 615 and encodes 120 amino acids. Lineage: Eukaryota; Viridiplantae; Streptophyta; Magnoliopsida; Fagales; Juglandaceae. Gene Ontology annotation, cellular component: signal recognition particle, endoplasmic reticulum targeting. The record is from RefSeq and is a predicted model, not a curated record.
CCAAACCAGCCCCUAUGACUGGCGUUACAGAGAGACAUAAAAUUGUAGAGAAACCGUCAUAUCUCCCGUUCAGGCUCAGUCAAAUCCUUGAUUGAUCGAGACGCAAACUUACAAGUACUCAAUCAACGCGUCCCUGUGAAAUUAUAAUUCUCGAUUCAACGGCGAAAGGGUUUUGCUUCUCUCGCUGAAUUUGAGAGAAAGAGACUGCUAGGGAUUUGGGUCGGCGAUUAGAUCUCAACCACAACCUUCAUCAUGGUUCUUUUACAGCUAGACCCAUUCCUCAAUGAACUCACUAGCAUGUUUGAGCGCAGCACUGAGAAGGGCUCUGUUUGGGUUACCCUUAAGCGAUCAUCCUUGAAGUCUAAGGUUCAGAGGAAUAAAAUGGCAACUGCUGGUGAAACGAUUGAGUAUAGAUGCCUUAUCCGUGCUACUGAUGGGAAAAAGACGAUUUCGACUUCAGUUGGAGCAAAGGAUCAUCAGCGUUUUCAAGCUUCGUAUGCAACUAUACUCAAGGCCCACAUGACAGCUCUAAAGAAGAGGGAGAGAAAGGAUAAGAAAAAGGCUGCAGAGAGUGAUAAGAAAGAAGGGGUUGCGAAGAAGCCCAAGAGGGUGUAAAUAACUCCCCCUUUACCUUUGUAGUCUCCUCAUUUCUUAAAAACAGAGGGAAAAAAUUAAUCAAGAACAAAAAUUGUGUCAACAUUGAGCAAGUACAGGGAUUGAAGAAUACGGGUUUUUGUUUAAUUGCCCUUUUUUUAGAAGUUACCCUGUAAUUGACGAUAAUCUCGUGAUUUGAUUGCAUUGAGAAUUUGAAAGACUUUGCAUGGAGUCAUUUAUAACUUGUGUUUGAAUGAAUGAGAAAGAUUUAUUUGGAU